Pseudopodoces humilis (Tibetan ground-tit) is the source of this 1524-nucleotide messenger RNA. The record is from RefSeq and is a predicted model, not a curated record. Lineage: Eukaryota; Metazoa; Chordata; Aves; Passeriformes; Paridae.
AUGGGUGACGGUGGCGUCCUAAUGGCUGCACUUGUCCUGCUGCUGGCCAUUGUGGCUGUCUGGUGGGCCGUUGGCCACUGGCAGCCGUGGAGGCAGCAGGCAAAGAAGCGACGUAGGUUUAGGCCCAGAGGCCCAUGGAGGAACCGGGCAGCCCCUGCGGCUCCCGGGUUCUCCAGGCCUCGGGCAACUACUCGCAGGCGGCCAGGUGCUCCCGCGUGCCCUCUGGAGAGCUCCUGCAGCUGCGGUCCCUGCAUGGCAGUGGCCAAAGAGCUGCAGGAAGUUAUGACCCAGAUCUGGGCACACAAUGGGACACCUGUGCCGCUCUACUUUGGGAUGUGGCAGGCACUAUGGACACAACUGGAGAAGCUGAUGAAGCGAAGCCACCUGCCCUGCUGUGGCUCGCCCAGCUUCUCCAGAAGCCGCCAUCCCAUCAGGAGGCUGCUCCCACCAAGUUUGGCCAUCGGUGGGAGAGCCUCAACCCUUGCAAGGAUGAGAAGACCCGCCAUCCAUGCAAGAGGUUCAGGCUGUCAGAGGAUGUCCAUCGUGCCAGGAGCCUCUGCUACCUCUGACAGCCUCCAUCUCUCAGAGAGGCUCCGCUUGACCUGUCAGCCUGCAGAAGUUGCAGAGCCCAGGGACAGGUCUCCCAGCUCCCAUGGACCCUUGGACCUUGACAACACGGGCGCAUCCCUGACCACUGACAUGGCCAGGGAAAGCCCACAGGUCCAACUGCUCCUGGGACCCCCUUGCGUGAAGCCUCGGGCUGUAGCCCCGGCCGUCCACACGAGCAGAGUCCAGCCCAGGACGGUGGGGACAGAGACGGUGCCGCCCUGCCCCGCUCCACUCAGGCUCCUGCAGCCGCCUGUGCGCCCUGUCCUGGCCCAGCUGUGCCGCUCGCCAGCCCGACGGCGGAAAGGCUGUGGCCGCUGCCCGGCGCGCAGGAGGAAGCAGCUGGGGAGCGGUGGCUUCGGCACCGUUUUCUCGGGAACCCGACUCUCCGACGGGAGCCCGGUGGCCAUCAAGCGCGUGGCCCGGGACACGGUCCUGCAGUGGGACGAGCUGCCCAACGGCACCUGUGUUCCACUGGAGAUGGUGCUCAUGAAGAAGGUGGGCUUCGGCUGCCAGAGAAUCAUCCAGCUCCUGGACUGGUUCGAGCUUCCCGACAGCUUCGUUCUGGUUCUGGAGCGUCCGGAGCAGUCUCGGGAUCUCUUGCGCGUCCUGGUGGAGCAAGAGUUCCUGAGCGAGGAGGCGGCUCGCUGGCUUUUCUGGCAGGUGCUGGAGGCCGUAUGGCACUGCCCCGCCUGCGGCGGCCUGCACAUCAAGCCAGAGAACCUCCUCGUGAACCCGGAGACUGGUGAGCUGAAGCUCAUCGACUUCGGUUGCGGCACCUUCCUCCAUGAGCGGGCCUACACAGAGUUUGCCGAGUGCCAACAUCUGAUCCAGUGGUGUUUGUCCAAGCACCCCAUGGAUCGGUCAGUGCUGGAGCAGAUCUUCUGUCACCCUUGGGUGUUGGGCAGGCAUUUCUGA